Paraglomus occultum is the source of this 1626-nucleotide messenger RNA. The record is from the annotation of a GenBank genome assembly. Lineage: Eukaryota; Fungi; Glomeromycota; Glomeromycetes; Paraglomerales; Paraglomeraceae.
AUGGCACAACGAGACACAAACUUAAAGAUAUUGUUUAUACUCUCUUUCAUAUUAAAUAAGAACGACUACAAAGCUGUGAAAAGAGUAUACGAUUUGACGAGAAAUGCGUCGCCAUUCAGAGGCAAUGACCGUGAUUCCGCAAGAGGUCUUCCGGAUUUGGAGACAUUUGAGAGCGUUCUGGGGAGAAAUUCCCACAACCACACAUCCGCUUUCUCGGCUGCACUAUGUCUGCACGACUCGUGUCUUCCAGAUACUUCUCGUAGAAGCAUAAAAGCGUAUGGAUUCGGAUAUACGGCAAUGACGGGUAUUGGGUUAGCCUACGGAAUUACACAAGCUGUUGGAGCAAGGACUAUCAAGACGCUAUUCCGUGCAGCCGAACAAACAACUAAUGCAAACUUACAAGCACCGGAUACAGAUUUCGAUACAAACGAUUUGGACCGGUUUGCUAGCAUCAGUGAUGACGAGCGCUCGACGCGGUCAAUUUUGCGUAGCCAUAUCCAACGGUACGUUCCCGUUCGAUUGAUACCACCAUUCGUGUCGGCCCUCAUUGCCUCCCAAACACUCCGACUAGUCAAAAAUCAGAAUACUCGGAACGUAAUAAUAGUGUUUUUGUUUGUUAAGGUGUUGGAGUUUGGGUUUAAGCUAUUGCAGGGCAUAAAGGUGAUCCCGCAAUUGCCGAAAUGGAUGGGGCCAUGGCUACUGUUUCCGCUAAGUUCAGCGCAGUUGAUAUAUGCGUAUUUGUACCAUCCCGAUACGUUUCAGGCAAGCUCAGCAUAUAGCCGUUUCAUAACCUCCCGCUCGAGCGCUUACCUACCACCUCUCCCACCGGAUCACAUCUCGCCUUACCCAUGGCCAUCAGAAUCCGAAAUCCUCUCCUCUCUUGCGACAUUGACUACAUUGAACUACCCUGUCUUUCUCUCUCCCAAAAUCAAUCGCGACGGUCCUGCCUUGCCCUCUAUAUUGCGUACGAUUCAGCCAGUAUUAGAGUCAGCUCACCCGGCGCACAAUCGAAUGGCGUGUGCCUUGAUGCAUCCGGAUGAACCAAGUUGUUGGCUUACUUUAUGGAAAUUUGUAAACAAAGAGUUUGCGAGUGCCUUAAAGUAUUCUGUUAUUAUAUUUUUGUUACCGUAUGUGCUAAAAAUCAACAAGAUUUGGGAAAGCCCAUGUCGGUUCUUUUACAAAUUUAUAUUGAACACGCUGCCCUCAGCUGCUCAGACUGCCACAUUCAUAUCAAAUUCAAUUGGAACGGCUUGGGCAAGCAUUUGCUUGUUUCAAUCGAUAUUUCCUAAUAAAUUCAUGCCAACGACAAGAAUCUGUCUUGGCGGUUUUCUUGGUGGCUUGUGGGUAUUGGUGGAGCCCAAAGAGCGUCAGCUUGCAAUUGGAAUGUACAGUCUCAGAUUAUCACUCGAGUCGUUGUGGAAAGUGUUGGUAAAGACCGGAAAAGUAAAGAACAUCAGAGACGGUGAUGUUUUUUUGUUCGCCUUUUCGACGGCAUGCCUAAUGUCAAUUUAUGAGCUACAACCAAAGUAUAUGUCUGCUUUGAUGAGAAAGCAGAUCGAGCUUCGAAUUAAACCGAGAGAAAAUCAAUCGGCGUUUGGUGUCGAUGAAGCAGAAAUGGAAGAAUGA